This is a messenger RNA of Mollisia scopiformis, 3176 nucleotides long. RefSeq lists its product as uncharacterized. The coding region runs from base 190 to 2997 and encodes 935 amino acids. The transcript has 3 exons. Gene Ontology annotation, molecular function: cysteine-type endopeptidase activity. Gene Ontology annotation, biological process: proteolysis. The record is from RefSeq and is a predicted model, not a curated record. NCBI's taxonomy places the organism in Eukaryota, Fungi, Ascomycota, Leotiomycetes, Helotiales, Mollisiaceae.
UCAAGUCAACAAGUCUAUUAGCGUAGCUUAUAGUUCACUCAAAGGCAAUCGAGGUCCUGCAGGUGCAUUGAUUAUCGCAAUAUCUGGCUUGAAUUCUCAGCUCUUUGGACCAUACGCUCGAAUACCCACUGCUUCUUUCUUGCCUGCUUCGGCUCAGUAUUGAAUUAUCUUCCCGAGUAAUCAUUGCAGAUGUCUGGAAGGGAGAAGGCAACGUAUCUGGUCUAUCAGCAAGGGCGGGACCCAGACAAGUUGAAGUUGGGCAAUCUUCUCUUCUUUCCACGAAAUCCUCAGGAGAGAGAACCCUUUUCCUGUCCAUACGAACUGGAUGACUUAUCUGAGUGGACCGGCAAGCCUCAGAUCGACGCAGAUCUCGCGAUUGAUGUUCAAAUAUCACACGAUGUAUCUGGCUCUGUAAGCCUGUCCACAGUCUUUGGAGGAGAUGUGAGCAAUUCACGCAGUUCUCAACUUCAUCUUGAGGGAAAGAACGCUCGUAGAUACCAGAUUGAUCAAGCUACAGACUUCUUGAACAGGGUCGUCCUAGCAUCUCCCGGAGCCAGAGAAUGGCUUAACUCGCGCACCGCCGUAUCCGAGAAGAUUUAUCACUUGAACAAGCUGAAACUUGGUAAAGCAAGGCAUCCACAGAUCUGGCUGGUCACGGGAAUUCAGCUACUUUCCGAAGUGAGUCUUCGCAAUGAGACGAACACGGCUUCAAAGGGUAGAGUCUCCGUGCAGAUUCCACCCCCUGAGCCUGUCUCUGGGGUAGCAAGUAUUUUACUCAAUAAUGGUGGAGUGGGUGCCAAAGGCACGAUCUCAAAUGGAGCAACGAAUGCCGUCAAGUUUAGCCACAAAGAGGAACGGGUAUGGGCGGCGCAAUUCAGACGCUUGAAGCUUGACUUCGUCAAGAAAGCGGCAAUCCAAUCAUCUCUCGUCAAGGAGAUCUCGCUUCUCGACCUUCAGGAUCUUGGCCAAGCAGGCAUGAAAGGUGACGCACAGCAGGAGUUGGACAAAGCAGCCGAGGUGGUCGACGACGAUGAGGUGGAUCUGGGUGAUAUGGAGGCUAAUAUCACCCAGGAAGAUUGGGACACCUUCGACAAGCUCCUGAAUGCUUCUAAAAAGAGAGCCUUACUCAUCGGGGGUUCCGAAAAGUCUCUGAACGGCGUCCGGCACGAUCUUACGGCCAUGUCAGAUCUCCUCAUUGCUCGUGGCUUUGACAUAACGCUGUGCUACGGCGAGAGUGCUACGAGAGACGGUAUUAUCAGGGCAUGGCGUCAUCUAAUUCAGCAGACAUCCAAAGAGGAUGCCGUCGUCGUCUAUUACUCGGGACAUGGAGGUUGCGCUCCGAAGAACUCCGGUCCAGGACUCCCAUUGCAGUACCUGCUUCCGACAGACAUCGAAGAAUCGAAACCUGGCGAUUUUCGAGGCAUACUCGAUGUGGAGGUCUCCCAUCUUGCUAGAGGUCUCACGAACAAGACCAGAAACGUCACGAUCAUACUUGACUGCUGUCACGCUGAGCUAAUGUCUCGUGGGCCGUUUCAAGUGAGGUUCUAUGCACCUGUAUCCCGCGAAACUCUUGAGAAUCAUAGGAGACAGUUGCAGGAGUCUGGUUUCUUCGAUCAGAGUAGCUUCUAUCUCGAAGGGAAUCCGCACUCGGUCCGUGUAGUUGCUUGCGGGAGUGAUCAAGGGGCCUACGAAGUCUUUAUUUCCGAUAAAGAUCAAGUUUCCAUGGGACAGAUGACCAGGGAGCUUGUGGCAGUGAUCAAAGAUGCAGGUGACAACAUUAUCUCUUGGGACGCCGUAUUGGUACACCUGCGCAAGGUGUUGAUGGACCCGAACAUCUCGGCUUUUCAACGUCCACAGGUCGAAGGGGAGAUGAUGCGUGCGUUGUUCUCAUUGGAUCGACUUGACUACUGGGGUCAGCUUGGGCUGAAGCAGCGAGGAAAUAAUGUUAUUCUGAUGGGGGGCUUGUUAGCGGGCAUUCGCGACGGUGAUGAAUAUGCCAUCAUGCCUUUGACAGCCGUAGCUGUCGAUCCAACCAAACAGAUCGCAGUUGCUACAGUCCUUCAUGUCAUGCCUACAACUUCCAAGGUUCAUGUGCAGUACUUUGGGUCUCAUUGGAAACUCCCAGAGCGGUCGAAGGGCGGGGCAAAGGCUUUUCCACUUCGGAUGAUAAGACCAGAACUUGGGAUCGAGGUCCUCGUCAAUGACACAGCUCUCUCAGAUCGACUUUCAUCCCGCCUCUCCAAGUCUCGAUUCGUGCAUCACUUCAAGACGGGUAGCUAUGAGCACGGCCCACUUGCUACAAUCCAACAAGAGAACAACAAGCUGGUCUUGAUCCAUCAUAGACCGCGGCCGGCACCAAUCUUGAAGUACGAGAUUCUGACCAAUUCCAAUCCAGGAGAUGCAGUGGAAGAUGCUAUCUAUCAAGUCGAAAAGCUCGCCAAAUCGGAUCACAUGCUACAGAUGAAUGCCAAACCAAAAUAUACUCUGGACUGCUCUUCCGUCUCAAUCACAAUGGGUUGCGUUCAGGAUUCAUCCCCCGUGCCGCUGCCAGAGGGAGACCGCUCCGUCAUUGAAGAACAGUACGUGUAUGUGAAGAUCCAAAACGAUGGGACGCGUCAAGUCUUCGCAUCCAUAUUCUUGGUAACUGGAAUCGGGACUAUCAGCUGGCUGUCUCGUGGCGAUCCAUCUGGUGUCGAUAUCCUUCCUAAGACUACAUAUACUUAUGGUGAGAACAAAUCCAACGAGGAGCUCGAAGGGACACGUCUCGUCUGGCCUAAAUCAAUACCCAGAAGCGGAGAUCUCGAUGAAAGUAUCGUCGUUGUCUUGUCGAGUAGACAUGUCGACCUAGGAUUUCUCGGUACUGCCUACCGUCACACAACGGACAUUGCGGGCCGUGAAGAAGCUGAAGACGUAUUCGAUCAACAUGCUGACCAGGAUUAUCUGAAAUAUUCCGUCUACCAUCUUGAAUUCAAGUUCAAACCCAGAAUAUAUGUAUGAGAGAGAGGGAGAGCCCGCGCGGGGGACGGAUCAUUAGCGCGGACAGUUUUUGAUAUUGUUAUCACUCAGAUUGGACAAAGUCAUGCUUCUAUACCUAUUUAUGCUCUAAUACCAUUCUAUAUCUGCAACUUCACGUAUAGGCGUAACUCUCUGAAGGGAACCAAUGCUAGCCAACCCCU